CGCCGCUCCGGCGGCCGCACGUUCGCGCACCACGGCCUGCGCCGCCAUCCCACACCCUUCCCAGACGGGCACCGCUUCGGACGGCGAAGUCGUCGAUACUUGCCCGACGGUCAUCUACCGUGCAAAAGUUGAUGAGAUCCCGUCUCACCUCCGCCACAAGCUCUGGACAAGGGACGUCGCGGAUUUCCACCGCGACGCUGAGCGAGCAGGAAAUGCUGGGAAGCGCUACCGCUCGAUGGCCGAGCAUGACACGAAGGUGGGCAAGCAGCGCGGUCUCUUUAUGACCAUCCCCAAGACCGAGCAGGGCCCGGCGGAACACCUUUGCCAGGCUUUGGGGCUCUCCUUCCCGGAGCGUGCGCGGGCCUGUCCCGCCGACCAAGAAAAAGCGAUUGAAUUCGCAUCAGAGCCUGUGCACAAGCAGCAGCUCCACCGAAAGAAGGCCCUUCGCUACUGGCGGGCGAGGGCGCGGGCACUUGAGCCAGAGAGGCAGGCCCUGCUUGAGAAGCUGGGCGACGCAGAGCGGGGAGUCGUCGGUGACAGCCACCUCCCCGUCUUGCGCGAGAUGUUCCUCGCGACGGGCCUCGGGGGAACCGAGUACCUCCAGCGACUAUCGAAGGAUGGCACCGCGAUCAUCGGCACCCUGCGCGAGGAAGGGGUGUACCCCGUCAAGGGGAGUGAGGCGCCAAAGAUGUCGCUGGAGGAACUUUACCGGAGGAAAGAGGAUGUGAUCCAGCACAUCGAGCGGGUUACUGCCCGCGACGCGGCGGAAGACCGGCAGCUGGUUUGGGAUUCUCUGAAAUCCGAAGCGGGGCGCGGGGUGGUCUCCGGGCCCUUCCACCUCGACAAGGACAAGGACCAGCUCCCGGAGAGUUUUGUAGUUCUCCGGCGUUUCAUCGUCGAGCAGCCAAAGCCCGACGGCACGGUGAAGAAGCGCCCGUGCGACGACGGGCGGCGCGGCCUCUGCAAUGAGGCGACUAGCAUCCACACGCCCAUCUGCCUGCCCGGCAUCGAUGACUUGGUCAGUGACCUGGAGCGGUUGACGCGGCGGAUCCUGGACAAGGAGGGGGACGCCGCCGAUGUGCGGCUCGCGUCGUGGAUCGCAGACCACAGUGACGCCUACAAGCGGCUUCUGGCCGCGCAAGAUGUGCCGGUCUACAUCGCCGCGGUGUCGCCUUGCGACGGCUCGCUGUAUCUCUGGCGGGCGACCACCUUGGUCUUUGGGGAGUCCGGGGCCGUUCUUGGAUACGGCUCCUACAGCAGUAUGACCACUUGCCUGGUCAGGCGCAUUCUGGGCUGCCCGACCCGGGCCUACGUGGACGACUACCUGGGGGUCCACAGGUACCUUGACGACAGCAUGCUUGAUGACGUGCUUGAGUUCCUCCGGGACAUUUUGGGCCAGGCCUUCAACUACGAGAAGACCCAGCGCGGGGUGGUCGUCAUUUGGCUCGGGGUCCGGAUUUCCCUGGAGGCCUUCGCAGUCACGCUUGACAUAGGGGAUUUCCAGCGGAAGAGGCUGAGGGACUCGAUCGCGACGGCCCUGGCCGCGGACGAACUGGCGCCAGAGCCCGCAGGGAAGAUGGCGGGCCGGCUGUCGUGGUGCAGCUCGGUCGCCUUUGGGCGGAACGGUCGGGCCUACCUUCCCCCGAUCUACGCGCGGCAGCACUCGCAGCGGCAAACCGUGGGGCGGUGGCCGCUGGGAAAAAGACUACGCGAAGCCCUCCAAUGGUGGGCAGGCACGAUGAGCAGCGCCUUCAGCCGUACCAAGUCGCUCAUGCCGGCCUCCCGGCGGCCGCUGGUCCUCUACACAGACGCCUCCGGGCUUUACGGCGUUGGCGCCGUGCUUUUGGACCAAGACACACAGCGCUUCAAGUGGUUCAGCUUCCACUACGCCGAGCUGAUGCCGGUCGUCCGGGCGCUUUUCCCGGACUUCACGGAGGAGAUUGAGUACUGGGAGACCUUCACCUUUCUCCUCGCCGCAAUCAUGUGGCGCGACGACCUACGUGGGCGCCAGACCUUCGUCUUUAUUGACAACGAAUGCUCGCAGGCUAGCACCACCAAGGGCUGGUCGGAGUCCGAGAAGUGCAAUGGGCUCAUCGCACUAAUUUGGCGGCACCUGCUUGCCAUCGACGCGGAGGCUUGGGUAGAGCGGGUCGCCUCAGACGACAACUGCGCAGACCCGCCCAGCCGCGGCAUCUCGCCACGCAAGGCGAUGGGGGCGGCCUUUUCCGCCUGGGGGUCCGACCGGGUCGGUUUCGACGGCGCGGACUUCCACCGGGUGUGGGAGUCCAUCAAGCAGUGAUGUGCACUAACGAUGUUCGGCGCCGCCCGAACAUGCUUAUCGGAAAAAAUUGAAUUCGUUCUACGUUUUCUGUUUACCCUGUAUGAUGAUAUGUCCAGGCACUUUCACUGUCGCUCUUACUUCAUUCUGUAAGAUGUAGAUGAUAGUUAGUUAUCGCAUUCACGUGCACGUUUUGGCGCCAGCCCACUUCACCACUGACUGACGUUACACAGACAUAGAAUUUUCGCCCCCUGAUGUGAGCCAGCGAAGCUAGCAGCUCAGGGGCUCCGAUGAGGGCCAUCGCAUUGGUCGCGAGCGCAUAUCUGGGUUAGGUUUAGGACUCAUCCUGAUGAGCCUCAAGUACAAACUUCACAUGCACACAUUCUGACAUAUCUCAGCUCGCGCACGCAGGAAU
Molecule: messenger RNA, 2693 nt
Organism: Amoebophrya sp. A120
Lineage: Eukaryota; Dinophyceae; Syndiniales; Amoebophryaceae
Source: the annotation of a GenBank genome assembly